Messenger RNA from Drosophila virilis, 1639 nucleotides. RefSeq lists its product as uncharacterized. NCBI's taxonomy places the organism in Eukaryota, Metazoa, Arthropoda, Insecta, Diptera, Drosophilidae. The record is from RefSeq and is a predicted model, not a curated record.
ACGCUAUGAUAUCUCAUCGUAAAAUGUUGUGGUCAAGUUCCAUAGCGUAUUUGAGUUGCAUGAUUUUCAUGGUAAAUGCUGGGCAUCCGACCAAGAAUUACUGCGCAGUCAGUUUAUGUCCUAACAAUAAGCAUGUCGCCUGCGGAAUGAAUCCAGACUCUUUCGACGAAACAUGUAGCAUCGAUGCUGAGGUCAUCUCCAUGACUAGUAAGCUGCGUGCCUUUUUAAUAAAACGUAUAAAUACGGUGCGCAACAUGGUAGCACGAGGUGGAUUCAACGGCUUUAGUUCAGCUGCCAAUAUGAGCACCGUUGAGUGGGACAAGGAACUGGCCUUUCUGGCAGAGAUGAAUGUGCGCAAUUGUUAUUUGCACUAUGAUGCUUGCCGCAAUACGGAUAGCUUUAAGAAUGUCGGACAGACGGUUGCCUAUCGUGGUUACAGAGGCACAAUACCCGACUUGGAUGAUAUUUUAUACACGCAACUUCAAUUAUGGUUUAACGAGGAGCAAAAUGUGACGAUGCACGACAUCGCCAAAUACAAGAACCCAUAUGGUAAUCCAAGGUUGAACUUCAUGCAACUUGUGCAUGACAACGUACACAGUGUGGGCUGCGCAGCUCUGCAACAGUCAAAUAAUGGAUGGCUGCAAACAUUUUUAACCUGCAACUUUGAUCAGGCGCCCGUUGUGGGCCAGCCGGUCUACGUUCAGAGUCUCCAUCCUGCUGAAUCCUGCAAAUCUGGUAAAAAUCCAUCAUUCGUAAAUCUCUGCUCGGUAAGUGUGACCAAGCACAGGGUAGCAGCAAGUCAGUCAACUAAGAAAGGCAAAGGUACUAAGACCCAGCGAGGUGUAGCGAGUCGUAGAACUAAACCAGAUGAGGCAGGUAAAAAUAAUACAAUUCCUGACGGAGAGCAAAAAAAUGAGAACAUGCUGAAUCCUGGAGAAGCGACAAAUACAACUGUUAAUGACGUUCAAAAUGCUACACAGGGCGCUCAAAAUGCCACCAAGGACGUCCAAAUUGCUACACAGGGUGUUCAAAAUAAUACCCAACAUGAUGAUGACUUACAAAACGAAGAAAUCGCUAAUAAUGACUAUUGGCGUAACAAGUUCCUCAGAUUUACGGAAAAUGUAAAAAAAUCGUUGAAAAAGGGCAAAGAUCGCAACGUUGUGAUGUUAACCAUGAACCAUGAAGUCGACACUGACAAGAUACCAAAAAUGGAUUUCCAAGAUGCACUGGUGCGCACGCGCGAAUUGCAUAUUCAGAAUACUAUCGAGAAUCGCGUACUGCCAAUUCGCCAACGUGGCAUUUCAUCUAGAACACAUGCUGCAGGACCCAAAGUCAUGUUAAGAACCCAAAAAGCAAAGCACCACAGCAGAGGUGUGGCUAAAUGGCGCACACUUUGACGCUAACAGCGUUAUUUGAAUUCUCCAAAAUUUGGUAAAAAUUUUAUAAGGUUUGUAUUCCUUCAAUUCUGAUUUGUACGACAUUUCACUAGCAACAUUUUGAUUAAUAUUCACUUUAAUUUCAAAAACCUCAUGUAUGUGCAGUUGGUUGCAGAUGUUAUUAAAUUUAUGAUGAAACCAAGAUCUAUAAUAAUUAUAGGCAUAAUAAAGGUCGUAGAUAGUGAGUGUUGGCUCAGCAUAAA